Hyaloscypha bicolor E is the source of this 1538-nucleotide messenger RNA. RefSeq lists its product as uncharacterized. The transcript is spliced from 4 exons. NCBI's taxonomy places the organism in Eukaryota, Fungi, Ascomycota, Leotiomycetes, Helotiales, Hyaloscyphaceae. Bases 492 to 1538 code for a protein of 348 amino acids. The record is from RefSeq and is a predicted model, not a curated record. Gene Ontology annotation, molecular function: metallopeptidase activity.
CACAGGUAUCCCGUUCUGCCAUUAAUUCGCCCUCUCUUAUUCUUUUCCCUUACAAAAAGUACUAGCUAUGCAGCACACGGCUUUGGUACUGCUUUACUUAUGUAUAGUAGUCGCUGCUAGCCCCAGACCUCUCGCUCCAGCGCCGUCCAGCUUGGACGUGAACAACCCUUCUAGUUCGGAUCCCACAUCAAUCCCCAAGUCAAUUUCUUUUCCGGCACGGGCCUCAAACCCCUAUCCAUCAGGCAUACCUCCCCAACCCAGCUUAUGCGACGGACAAAACCCAUCCGAUGACUGUUUUAACGCUAUGGGAGGAGGAUCUGGAGGCUACCUCUAUUUUGACAAUGACUCGAAUUGCACCGACCCUCAAAAGUCCGCACUAGAAACUGCCGUCUGGGAUGCGACAACACUAGCUUCCUAGGCGUCCGACUUCCCAAAUAGUGGUGCAGGCGCCCGUGGCCGAGCCUCUGAGAUCUUUUAUAUGGGGCCCGACUAUGCCUCGCAGCAGACCCGAAUUGCCGGCAAUCUCAAGCGUGCCUGGCAGUUCAAGACGCCUGAAACGUCUGAUAAAGAAGUGGCUGGGUGUAUUAUUACCACUAUAUUACUCUCUGUCCCCUGUUCUUCAGCCUGGAUACUCUCGACACCAAGAUCGCCGACGUAGAGAGGGACCUCGCGAGUGGCAGCACAAAUUUGCUACCGAUAUGACCUGGCUACAGAACACCGGUCAAUUCUUCCUCCACGAGUUGAUGCAUACACGUAUUGCGAACGGCGCCGAUGAGCCACAUAUCACCGAUGAAUAUGUCGCCCCUAUUCCAGAAGGUGAAAAACCCGGUACAAAUGAUAUCAAGGCAUACGGCCCAAGGCUGGUUCACAACCUGGCCAAACGGAGUCUUAACCAGGGCGGCGGCGCGACCAGAGCUUCAACAAACGCCGACAGCUACGCAAUACUAGCUAAUGCUAUCUGUCUUGAUACUAACCCUCCAUCUGGGUGGUGGGAUACCACGGGAUACUUCCCCGGAGUUCCUGGAAAGCAAAACCCAAGCACAGCCCAAGAUGACUUUGAUGAUAACAACUUCCCUGUCUCCCUCUACGUCGAUUUCGACAACAGUACAGAUCCGAGCAGUUCAGACGCCACCAACGUUUUGGCCGCCAAUCUGGAGGCAUUCGGUAACGGGCCUCCCGAUCCGGAUGACGAAGUUCCCACGGCGACGACGACGGCGGCACCACCACCGGCCAAGACGACUGCUCCCCCUUCCCCCGCAGCGGAUACAUGCGGUGACUCGUACAAGUUCGUCUUAGACCACUUCGACGUCUACGGCAAGAACUUUGAUCCCACAAAGUUCGGCACCGAUGGUUCUGGGCUGAAGAAACAGAUUCAAGGUUGCGGUGCCUUGACCGGGUGGAGCUUCAAAACACUAACCAGUGAAACCUACCAGUGGCAUGCCUCGGGAAACCUGCCCAUCGGAACGAAGGCGUGUGUCGGCCGCGCCGUCGUAUCGGCAGGCGGAGCUUCCGCUGAUGGGUGCCACGGCGCUGGGUAA